AUGGCGGACCUCGUCAGGCCUUUAUUUGUGUCUACCAUACGAUUAGGCAAAUAUGCUGACCCCGCCGUCUCUCUUAGUGACAUCAACGCUCUCAUACUUGACUAUCUUACAACCGAAGGCUACCCGUCAGCUGCUGCUAAGUUCUCGAAAGAAGCGAAUCUUCGGCCACAGCAGGAGGAAGAGUCUGUGAGGGCACGUCGACAGAUCCAACAUUCUAUUCAUCUUGGAAGCAUUCAAGAAGCUAUCGAUGAGCUGAAUGAUCUGGAGCCUCAUGUGCUUGAUGGCAAUCCUUCGUUGCAUUUUGCACUUCUUCGACUGCAACUCGUUGAGCUUAUUCGAGUUUGCAACUCCACCCCGGGAGCCGAUAUCACACCAGCGUUGUCUUUUGCAACCAAAGAGUUGGCACCUCGAGCUCCGACAAACCCAGAGUUCUUGGAAGAUUUGGAGAGAACUAUGGCCCUCCUUGUCUUCCCACAGGAAAGCCUAGAACCUCAAUUAGCUGCUAUUCUGCACCCUGACCUACGAAGAACCGUAGCAGAUCGGGUCAACAAGGCUAUUCUGAGUUGUCAAAACCAGCGGCGAGACGCUGCCAUCAGAAACCUCGUGCGACUGCGUGCUUGGGCCGAAAACACUGCACGAGAUUCCAAGAAGGACCUUCCGGCCCGCAUUGAGCUAGGCUUAGAUGCCAGAAAUGACGGUCGUGGGGACAGCCCUAUGAUUAGCUGA
Venustampulla echinocandica is the source of this 726-nucleotide messenger RNA. RefSeq lists its product as uncharacterized. The record is from RefSeq and is a predicted model, not a curated record. The coding region runs from base 1 to 726 and encodes 241 amino acids. Gene Ontology annotation, molecular function: protein binding. Gene Ontology annotation, biological process: proteasome-mediated ubiquitin-dependent protein catabolic process. Gene Ontology annotation, cellular component: cytoplasm; nucleus. NCBI's taxonomy places the organism in Eukaryota, Fungi, Ascomycota, Leotiomycetes, Helotiales, Pleuroascaceae. The transcript is spliced from 2 exons.